AUGAAUAGGCUUUUUGACAGCCACGGGGACAUUCUCCGAGCUAGUGAGAGUACUCUUAUCUAUUUUGUUACCUUUCUCGCGCGUAGAGUAAAGCACGGUACUAUUCGCACAUACUUGGCGGCCGUUCGCAACAUGCACAUCGAAAACGGAUUCCAGGACCCUAUACAGGGUCGCCUAAUUUCAAACAAGGUUUUGCGGGGCAUUUUACGGGGGCAGGGUCAGCACAAAACAGCUCGUCAACCCGUAACUCCACAGCUCUUAAAAGCCAUUCGUCCGGUUUUGCUUAGCUGGCUAAGCGCGCAUGAUUUCCACAUGAUUUACAUUCUCAGAGACGCAGCACGCGCUUGCGGCUUUCCUCAUAGCAGCUUAAAGGGACACUCAUUAAGAAUCGGGACGGCAAGCUACGCUGCCGCUGCAGGCCUGCCCGACUGGCUUAUCAAAGUGCUAGGUCGUUGGUCCUCUGAUUGCUACCAGCUAUACGUACGUACACCACAAAACAUUUUAUUAACUGCUGCACCAAAUGACUCUGACUUAAGCAUUGUUGUUAUUGCGCUUGGGCGGAUGCAUUCUGCAUCUUGUGGCGGUUAG
Nematostella vectensis (starlet sea anemone) is the source of this 588-nucleotide messenger RNA. RefSeq lists its product as uncharacterized. Lineage: Eukaryota; Metazoa; Cnidaria; Anthozoa; Actiniaria; Edwardsiidae. The transcript has 2 exons. The record is from RefSeq and is a predicted model, not a curated record. Bases 1 to 588 code for a protein of 195 amino acids. Gene Ontology annotation, molecular function: DNA binding.